AUGGAGCAAUCAACACUUGACAAGUUCUACUUGUGGUACUUUCUCGUCCACAUUCCCAUCACGUUGCUUGUGGAUGCAAGUCUAGUUAUUCCUCGCGAAUACCUUCCAUCGAUCUCGCUCAAGUUAAUAGAGCUUCAUAUCAGUACCAACAAGGACUUUCUCUUGGUGCAAUUACCACUUUGGCUCCAGGCUUUUGGAGCAGUCGAACUAUUCUUCCAGCUUCCACUUUUUGUAAUUGGUGCUUACUACUUGUAUAUCAAGUCCAGAUCGAUAUAUCCAUACAUGUUAUUGUAUGGAUUCAAUGCCAGUUUCACCACAGCAAUCUGUAUAGUUCAUGUGUUUUAUGAGGGUCACACUUAUGGGCUUCUGGAGGCUCAGGUGAAGCAAUUGAUACUUGUGUAUGUUCCCUAUUUUGCCAUACCCUUUGUUAUGAUGGUAGAUUAUUUGAACAGAAUUCUAGCCAUAGUUGGCGUGAGAGAGGAAGUGAUCGUGAUCACAGAAGAAAUUGAUAGCAAGAAGCUAGAGUGA
Molecule: messenger RNA, 528 nt
Organism: Meyerozyma guilliermondii ATCC 6260
Lineage: Eukaryota; Fungi; Ascomycota; Pichiomycetes; Serinales; Debaryomycetaceae
Exons: 1
Coding region: 1-528 (175 amino acids)
Cellular component (GO): endoplasmic reticulum
Source: RefSeq, a predicted model, not a curated record